AUGCCCAAACGAAAGCGCACCGGCGACAGCGAGAACCGAGGCCAAGAUGAUGCAACCAAGCGCUUCGCGUACCUGAAACCACACGUGCGCCGUGUCCCCGAGAAGACCAUCAAGUCGAAAUGGACCACGCUGCCCGAGCCGGUCCAGGACAAAGUCCGUGACAUGUUCCAUUCCCUGGAGCGACCGGUUAUAGUGCGACAGCAGAAUGAGCGCAAGCGCAUUGAGGCGCAGGGCGCAGUUCAAGCGGUGGUGCGAAAUCUUGGAAGACGGCUUCCGCGAAUGCCUUUUCCACCCAUUACAAAGGACUCGAAUUUUGAUUAUGAAUCUGCGCUGGAUGAACAUCGUUCACUUGAAGGAAACCUGGCCACCAUGAAGGACAGCAUCGGCCUUUUGAGAGCCGAGAUCGCGAAAGAAGAGGCUCUCCUUUCCAGCGAAACCAAAUCGCUGCAGGAGAUGGACAAGAACGCCAAACGAGCCGAGGCUGAGAGAAAGCGGCAGGCAAAACAUGAGCAUCCUGUGCUGCGGCAGCUGGAUGCGCUUCCACAGAUCAGCGAUGCAAUGUCUUCGGAAUUUAGGCUCUUGGACAGCAAGAAUAACCAGGCGACUUUGGACGAGCUGGAUACCGAUCCCGAAAUCCAGGGACUGAUGAAGCAACUGCAUGGCCAUCUUCAAUCCAUGCAGUCCAACACCGCUCCUCUUGCUGGGCUCAGCGAUGCCAUCACUAGGUCGCAGGCCGCUUUAGAUCUCUACUCGAUACCCGACGACUGA
Penicillium alfredii is the source of this 768-nucleotide messenger RNA. RefSeq lists its product as uncharacterized. The transcript is spliced from 5 exons. The coding region runs from base 1 to 768 and encodes 255 amino acids. The record is from RefSeq and is a predicted model, not a curated record. NCBI's taxonomy places the organism in Eukaryota, Fungi, Ascomycota, Eurotiomycetes, Eurotiales, Aspergillaceae.